This is a messenger RNA of Penicillium chermesinum, 909 nucleotides long. RefSeq names its product exosome non-catalytic core subunit RRP45. The transcript is spliced from 3 exons. Lineage: Eukaryota; Fungi; Ascomycota; Eurotiomycetes; Eurotiales; Aspergillaceae. The record is from RefSeq and is a predicted model, not a curated record. Gene Ontology annotation, cellular component: cytoplasmic exosome (RNase complex); nuclear exosome (RNase complex). Gene Ontology annotation, biological process: nuclear polyadenylation-dependent mRNA catabolic process; U5 snRNA 3'-end processing; U1 snRNA 3'-end processing. The coding region runs from base 1 to 909 and encodes 302 amino acids.
AUGUCACGAGAAGCGAAUCUCUCGGUCGCAGAGCGCGAGUUUGUCCUCGAGGCUCUGCGCCAGGGCCAGCGCCUCGAUGGGCGUCAGGCAGACCAAUACCGUCCUCUGAGCAUCUCUUUUGGUGAAGAGUACGGGCAUGUGAAGCUACAGCUGGGAAAGACUAGCCUCGUUGUGCGCAUCUCUGCUGAAGUCACAAAACCUCGCGACGAACGACCCUUUGACGGUCUCUUUAACAUCAAUGUCGAGUUAUCUGCUAUGGGCUCCCCCGCUUGGGAGAAUGGCCGCUCCAAUGACGCCGAAGCCUAUGUUGCAAACGUCGUCGACAGAGUAGUUCGCCAUUCAAACGCUCUAGACACCGAGUCACUUUGCAUCGUUCAGGGUGUUAGCUGCUGGAGCAUUCGGGCCGACGUACACGUACUAGAUUUUGACGGGAACCUCACAGAUGCGGUCUGCAUUGCUGUCAUGACCGGACUACAGCAUUUCCGCCGGCCGGAUGCUGUGGUGCGCGACGGCCAAGUUAUUGUCUACGGUAUCGAUGAGCGGGUGCCGGUUGCCCUCAAUAUCACACACAAGCCAUUAUCAGUGACCUUCAAUGCCUUCAAUGAGGGCAAGAAUCUCAUCCUUGAUGCUUCAUUGAAAGAAGAGCUGGCAUCGGAGGGUGAGCUUGUGAUCGGAAUCAACAACGGUGGGGAGGUCUGCUUUCUGUCCAAAUUCGCAGGUGCUCCUGUGGACGCGCACGACAUCGUCGAGAAAUCAAAUGUCGCUCUAGAGAAGGUCAAGGAGAUUAACGCCCGGAUCGACAAGGUGCUUCUCGCUGAUCUCUCACGGAGGGGCAAGAAGGGUAUGAUGGAGGAAUCGCGGGCAGAAAAUGAUCGAGAGAUAGACUCGAGGACGACUACCGUUGUAUGA